Molecule: messenger RNA, 623 nt
Organism: Camponotus floridanus (Florida carpenter ant)
Lineage: Eukaryota; Metazoa; Arthropoda; Insecta; Hymenoptera; Formicidae
Product: histone H2B
Exons: 1
Coding region: 44-415 (123 amino acids)
Cellular component (GO): nucleosome
Molecular function (GO): DNA binding; structural constituent of chromatin; protein heterodimerization activity
Source: RefSeq, a predicted model, not a curated record
CUUUGCGACUGCUUGUACGAGUGCUUUACGAAAAAUCUAAAUCAUGCCACCCAAAGCGAGCGGCAAGGCUGUGAAGAAAGCCGGAAAGGCUCAGAAGAACAUUAGUAAGACCGAUAAGAAAAAGAAGAGGAAGAGGAAGGAGAGUUAUGCCAUUUACAUCUAUAAAGUAUUGAAACAAGUACAUCCGGAUACCGGAAUCUCCAGCAAAGCUAUGAGCAUCAUGAACAGCUUCGUCAACGAUGUCUUUGAGCGUAUCGCUGCCGAGGCAUCUCGUUUGGCGCAUUACAAUAAGCGUUCGACAAUUACCUCUCGGGAGAUUCAAACUGCUGUGAGACUCUUGCUACCCGGAGAGUUGGCUAAACACGCUGUGAGUGAAGGUACCAAAGCUGUCACCAAGUACACCAGCUCCAAGUGAACAAUUCCUCUCAAGACCACAACGGCCCUUAUCAGGGCCCCAAAUUUAUUUAUAUGUUGGCUAUUCUCACGCUUUAAAUAUUUUUAUAGUAACAAUAUAUAUUUAUGCAUAUUCAUAAACAAACAUCCUUAUUCAUUUUAUAAACUGCUAAAGUUUAUGGAACUAAUCUUAAAGAUGUAAGAUUAAUUUAGAAAACUGCAAGAAACAU